AUGAUCACCAAGACCCAACAAGUAGACGUGGGCCUUGGGCUCCCAGAAAAAAAGAAAAAGAAGAAGAAAGUGGUCAAAGAGUCAGAGAUUCACUCUUCGGUUUUAAAACAUGAUUAUUCCACUGAGGUUUCUCCUCGAAGAGCCAUAUGCUCCACUAAGAAUGUGAUCCAGGCCCCUGAGAUGCCUCUAGUGAAGAAGAAGAAGAAGAAGAAGAAGGAGAAGGUCCUUUGCGAGGAUCACCUAGAACCUGAGACUGUGUUGCGGGCCAGACAGAGAGAAAAGUCACCCAGCUCCAGAAAGCAGGCCCUUGGUCUUACUGAAUUCCACAGCAGGGAGAAGAAAAAGAAGAGGAGGUCCUUGUCAGCUCUGUCUGUGUCCCAUGGCCUGGAGGUGGAUACCUCUCUAAACCCCAGACAAGGUGAGGAGGGGACCAGAGUUGGCAGUAAGCUCAAAAAGCACAAGAAGGAGCAGGUGGUCCAGGAUACCGAGGCCUUCUCAGGCCAGAGCCCUUGGCUCUGUGAGGCUGGGGAUGCUCUCUGUGCUUGCAGAGUGGGGAAGGGCAGUGAGAAGCUGGCAGCCUUGGGGCAGAAACGGAAGCAGGGGAGCCCCAGGGAACACCAGGUCAAGAUGAAGAAGAAAAAGAAACUCUACCAGGAGGGUGAUUUGCCCCUUGACCACCACAAGGUCUCCAGAUCCACAGGGAGCAGCCCUAGGAAAGGAAGUAAAAAGAAGCCAGUCAAAUUGCAGGUUCUGGAAUGCAUCCCAGUAGGAGAUGGCCCAAAAACCCUAGUGAAGAAGAAAACCAAGUCAAAGAAGCAAGCAGAGCAGCCAGGCAUUGAGGAGUCUGCUCUGAAGAAGAAGAAAAAGAAGAGGAAAGGGAGUGGGGUGUCAGAAGAACCUGGUGAGGAGGAACCAGACCCAGACUUAGAAGUGGUGUUGGAAAAAAAGGGCAACGUGGAUGAGGCCCACAUAGACCAGGUGAGGCGAAAGGCCUUGCAAGAAGAGAUUGAUCGGGAGUCGGGCAAGACAGAAGCUUCUGAAACCAAGAAGUGGACAGGAACCCAGUUUGGCCAGUGGGACACUGCUGAUUUUGAAAAUGAGGACCAGAAACGCAAAUUUCUCAAACUGAUGGGUGGCUUUAAAAAUCUGCCCCCUUCGUUCAGCCAUCCCCCUGGCAUGAUUGGAAGGCCCAACAUGGCCCUCAGCAAGAAGGCGGCUGAUGCCCUGCAGCAGAGCCUGCAGCAGGACUAUGACCGGGCCAUGAGCUGGCAGAACACCCGGGGAGCUGGCCUUGGCUUUUCCAAAUCCCCGGACAAAGUCUUUUAUAUCGACAGGAGUGCUUCCAAGUCCAUUAAGUUUGAAGAUUAA
This is a messenger RNA of Orycteropus afer afer, 1368 nucleotides long. It is a transcript of the gene KNOP1, whose product is annotated as lysine rich nucleolar protein 1. The record is from RefSeq and is a predicted model, not a curated record. NCBI's taxonomy places the organism in Eukaryota, Metazoa, Chordata, Mammalia, Tubulidentata, Orycteropodidae. Bases 1 to 1368 code for a protein of 455 amino acids. The transcript has 4 exons.